Brachypodium distachyon (stiff brome) is the source of this 2859-nucleotide messenger RNA. RefSeq lists its product as uncharacterized. Lineage: Eukaryota; Viridiplantae; Streptophyta; Magnoliopsida; Poales; Poaceae. The transcript has 7 exons. Gene Ontology annotation, molecular function: acyltransferase activity, transferring groups other than amino-acyl groups; transcription corepressor activity. Bases 1 to 2757 code for a protein of 918 amino acids. Gene Ontology annotation, biological process: negative regulation of DNA-templated transcription. The record is from RefSeq and is a predicted model, not a curated record.
AUGUCGUCGUCGUCUCCAUCUCCGGUGCCGGCGAGGUCCGAGAAUGGCGCGGCCGCCGGUGGUGGCGGUGGUGGUAGCAGCAGCUCGUUCCACGUGCUCAACUCCAGCCCCGGCUCCGCCGCCGGCGCCGGGGCUUAUCGGCUGCCGUCUCCGCAAUCGUCGUCCCCGACGCCGGCGGCGCGCGGUGCCAUGGUCGCCUACAGCCCUCCGGCCAUGUCGCCCGUGGCGGCCCCCGGACGGCGCGCCUCGUACGGGCCGCCCUCGCCGACGCUCGUGCGCGCCAUGACCGCCCACAUCUCCCGGUCGUCCGCCGGCGGCGCCGCCAUGGCCGGCCGCCGCGCCUCGUACGGCGCUGCGUCGUCGUCGUCCACGGCGACGUCGCCGCACCUGCUGCAGCAGCUGAUGAUGUUGGCCGGCUGGGGCUCUCCUUCUUCUUCUUCCCCCCGCCGCCCGCCAUGGCUCCAGAGCUUCCCGCAGCAGAGUACCCAUCGGCCGCCCUUCUCCCCUGCGAGAGCCGCCGGCCGUGGGAUGAUGCCACCUUUCGUUCCCCGCGGGAUGCCGCCGGGAGCUAGCAGCGGCCGCGGCGUUGGCAUUGCCGCCGUCGCAGCACAGAGCGCCACCGGCGGCGGCAAUAGCAGCCCGCGUCCGCGAGGCGGCGGCUCCGGGCGCGGGAAGCCGGCGAGCGGGAGGCCGCUCCAGAUCGCCGCCACCGGCGCCAGGCCCGGCAAGAGCAACGGCGUGCCACCGGCGGGCGGCGGCAAUGGCAGCGCCGCCGCGCAAGUUCUCGGCCCGGUGCUCGCGAUGCCGACCACCGCCGGGGCAAUCGCCAAAGGGAAGAAGAAGGCCGGUGCCGGCACCGCCGCUAAAUCCCCCAACGGCCGCGUCCGGAAGCCGCGGGCGCCCAAGGGGAGCAGCAGCGCUCCGGCUCGGCCGUCCAAGAAGAACGCCACCGCCUCCGUCUCCGUCUCCGGCGCCGGCGAGCCACCGCCCCCAUUGCCGCCGCCUCCAAGCACCACCACCACCACCAGAAGCCGCAAGAGAAAAAACCCCGCCGCCGCCACCGCCUCUCCUUCCCCAAGCAGCCUCGUCACCCGGAGGACGAACACAACCAUCCCAGCAAAGAAGCACACGGUCCUGACAUGGCUGAUCGACGCCGGCAUCCUCAAGGAGAGGGAGCAGCUGUUCUACGUGCCCGGGCCCAGCGACAGCGGCGAGAACGAGAAGGCCGCCGCCGUGGUGUCCGGCUUCGUCACCAAGUUCGGCGUCCACUGCGACUGCUGCAGAACCACCAUGCCGCUCCAGUCCUUUAUCUCCCACAGCAAAACCAUCAUGUCCUCAAAGGCUCAGCAGCAGCACCAGCCGCCGACGCCAUGGGAGAAGCUCGUGCUCAUGUCGGGCAAGCCGCUGCUGCGGUGCGUGCAGGAGGCAUGGGAGAAAGAAACAGCCAAGAGCUUCCAGGCGCAGGAGAAGGCGAGGGCGGCCAUGGCGGAGCAUCAGCAGGACAGGGAGAAGAAGGGCGGGGCGGCGAAGAAGAAGCCGCUGCAGGCGCUCGCGAGGAAGAAGGGGGCAGCUCGAGAGGGCGUCAAUGGCGGAGGGGGACGGGACCGGAGCGACGACGCGUGCGGCGUGUGCGCGGACGGCGGGCAGCUGCUGUGCUGCGACAGCUGCCCGGCGACGUUCCACCCGGAAUGCCUCGCCGUGAAGGUGCCCGACGGAUCCUGGGUCUGCCAUUACUGCCGCUGCAAGCUCUGCCUCGAUGGCCAUGGCAGCGGCAGCGGCAGCUUGAGCUCGUGCCACCAAUGCUCUCGCAAAUAUCACCAGCACUGCCGCGGAUCGCCGUCCGGGCACGACAUCGGCCCGUACUGUAGCAAAACCUGCAAGAAGAUGGCUGAGAAGCUGUCGGGCAUGGUAGGAGCCCUGAACACCAGCGACCAAGACGGGUUCUCCUGGUCUCUACUGAAGAUCCAAAAGGACACCGAGGGCGGCGCCGGCGCCGGGGCUCUGGAGUGCAACGCGAAGCUGGCGGUGGCGCUGGGCGUGCUGGAAGAGUGCUUCAACCCCGUGAGGGACCGGCGCACCGGCAUCGACCUGCUCCACCAAGCUGUCUACAGCCUCGGGUCGGAGUUGAAGCGGGUGAGCUACGAAGGGUUCUACACCAUUGUCCUGGAGAAGGACGCCGAGAUCGUCUCCGUAGCCUUGCUCAGGUUCCAUGGGGGGAAGCUGGCGGAGAUGCCGUUCGCGGGCACGCUGCCGGCGUACCAGAGGCGAGGGCUGAUGCGCCGCCUCUUCAGGGCCGUCGAGCAGGUGGUGGCGGCGGUGGGGGUGGAGAGGCUGGUGAUCCCGGCGGUGGCGGGCCUGGUGGCGAUGUGGCAGAGCUCCUUCGGGUUCGCGGCCAUGGAGAAGGAGCCCCGGCUGAGGGAGGAGACGAAGCUGCUCAGCAUGGUCGUCGUCACUGGCACCACCCUGCUCCACAAACCCAUCAUCGCUGCUUCAGGGAUGACGGAGGACGAGGUGGCGUUCAUGGAGAUGAGCUGGCCGCUCUGCAGCUUCACCGACCUCGUCGCCGGGAUCGCCUCGGCUCCAGGCCCAAGCCCAAGGCCGGCCUUCUGGGACCCGCUCGCGCUUGCUGUCCAUGGGCACCCCGGGGGCUCCGUGGGUACCGCUGCUGCUGCUAGCCCGGGGAGUGGCGGCGCCCGGCGUGGUUGCGGCGCGGGGCACGGUGGCGGUAAUCUCCGGCUUGGCGCCAUGAACAAGUGAGGUCGAAGAUUUGAGUGCCGAGAUCGAUUUACGGAGAAUCCUCUGUUCAGCUGCUUGAUACCGUUAUGUUCGUUUUGUCAGACUGCUGCUUUGCUGUAUACU